Molecule: messenger RNA, 677 nt
Organism: Drosophila elegans
Lineage: Eukaryota; Metazoa; Arthropoda; Insecta; Diptera; Drosophilidae
Gene: Rbp1
Product: RNA-binding protein 1
Exons: 3
Coding region: 130-519 (129 amino acids)
Biological process (GO): mRNA splicing, via spliceosome
Cellular component (GO): nuclear speck
Molecular function (GO): RNA binding
Source: RefSeq, a predicted model, not a curated record
UGAGUUUGGUCACACUUUGGGUGAUUGUAAUAAAAAACGAACAGGCCGGUUUUGUUAGAAAAUUAACGAAAUCAAGUUAGUUUUAAUCUGCCGCCCAUUUUCUCCAAUUGAAACUACGUCACGCCGAAAAUGCCCCGAUACAAGGAGUGGGACCUGGCUUGCAAGGUGUAUGUGGGCAACCUGGGGAGUUCCGCGUCCAAGUACGAGAUCGAAGGUGCUUUCAGCAAAUACGGACCCUUGCGCAACGUUUGGGUGGCCCGCAAUCCUCCGGGCUUCGCCUUCGUGGAGUUCGAGGACCGGAGGGACGCGGAGGAUGCGAAGCGUGCUCUGGAUGGAACACGCUGCUGCGGCGCAAGGAUUCGCGUGGAGAUGUCAUCGGGGCGUUCUCGUCGCUACAGGACGCCACGUCGCUCCCGUUCUCCAGACCGCUCCCGUUCGCCACGUCGUUCCCGGUCGCCCCGCAGUCGCAGCUAUUCGCGCGAUCGGCGAAGUCGCUCGGAUUCUCGCGAUCGCCGUUAAUAUAUUUCCAAAAAAAAAAAAAAAACAGGAUAAAAUUUAAGCUGUGUCGCAAUUAAACCCUAAACAUGGCCCAGGCCGUCUUUUUUUUAAGGAAUUCCUGUGUUGAUUGCGAUGUAAGUAAAUUCUCUUCAGAUGACAAUAUAUUUCUUUCAAACAAA